GCAGCAUGUGUACACAGUGUGAGCGGCUCUUCCUCACUUCACUUCAGACGGAGAGGGAGUAGAGACAAUCCGACUUCACUUGAUUGUUAUUAGUCUAAGAGAUAAAACUCAUUUAUUGCCGAUGCGCUGAUCAAACAUUUUGAUCAAAACAAAUAUUUUAAAUAAAACCCCAUGUGACGAAUUGCUGAAGUUUGGCAAGCGGAAGUUGAUGCCGUUUGAAAAAAAGUCAGAGACUGGGAAGGAUUGGCUUGUUUGUCUUUAGAGAAGAAGGACAAAGAUGGACACUCAUGUCAAAGAGGGACAACUUUAUGUCCAGCACCAGAAGUUUGGAAAGAAAUGGAAGAAGAACUGGUUUGUGUUGUAUCCGGCGAGUCAGAACGGCAUCGCGCGACUCGAGUUCUACGACUGUGCAAGUUCUGGCCCCGAAAAACCCAGCACGAAAAGACUAGACAAAAAGAUCAUCCGCCUGUCGGAGUGCAUCAGCAUCCUUCCCGCCCUCACCGAAAGCUGUCCUAAAGAGAACAUGUCCGCCUUCUAUGUGGAGACCAACGACAAGACGCAUGUGUUUGCAGCUGAAAAGCAAGUCACCAAUGAGUGGGUAGAGAAGAUGUGUGAGAUCGCCUUUCAGGGAGGGGGUGGAUCUCUCAGUAGCAUGGACUCAAACGGACAGCAGGAUCUUAAGAUGUCUGAGAACUUAAUCUAUUACUCCAGAGAGGAAGUCAAUGAAUUCUGGGUGAGUGUCCAAAGAACUGAUGCGUCCGACCGUUGUGGUCUGCUUGGGAAUUACUGGCUUAAAGCAGACGGAGAGAGCCUGAUCUUGAAGGAUCCUAAGACGAAGAAGAACUUGUUGGUGUGGCCCCACAAGCUUCUGCGUCGCUAUGGCAGAGAUAGAGCUAUGUUCUCAUUUGAGGCUGGGCGCCGUUGUGAAUCUGGCCCAGGCAACUUCACCUUUGACACAAAGCAAGGGAAUGAGAUCUUCCAGAUUGUGGAGAGUGCCAUUCGGGAGCAGAAAGCUCAGGCUGAGGAACAACAAAGCACAUCAUUUGAUGGGGACUGUCCUGCCCUCCAACAGAUCCGGGCUGCCAUUGCUGAGGGAAUCGGCCGAGACACAGAUGGAGACUCUGGUGGCAGUAAACCUGGAUCUGCUGAUGGAGUCAUUGGCCGAAGGGAAGGAGAAAGUAAAAAUCUUAAGGGUCGCUCCUUACCGGAGCCUCCAGUUCCUGUUCCAAGCACAACGCCUCGCGGGCCAAAAAGUGCAUUGGAAGAUCAAGUGAAUCUGUACUCUGAGCCUGCUGACUCAGUCCGUCUGCCCAAUAUUUUGGGGGAUUGUCUUUAUUCUGAUCCUGUAGACAGCAUUAAACCAUUAAACUCAAGGCAUCGUGAUGAAGGUGGAAGCAACAAGCCGGAACCUUUUUAUGCAGAUCUCUAUGACCGAGUGACUCUUGACCUGACCCCAAGAGUAGGAGCACUGGGAUUUGAUCACCGCAACAGGCGUCCUGCUGAAGUAACCCGGCCAGAGCACAUCUAUGAUGAGCCUGAAGGAAGAGCAGGUCCUCCAGGAAUCCAGCCAAUCACCAGUCUGUACGAUGAGGCACGGAUGGAAAAUCAGUCCUGGAAAUCCAGGGGAGCUGAAGAACCUCAGGCUCCUGAAGCAACUUACAAUCCAAAUACAGAUGACUAUGGUAUGCCUCCUUUUGGUAAGACACCUCCACCACCAGCUGUGGCCAAACCUAAAGGUCCCAAGCCCCUCACAGCACCCAAACCAGGGAAGGGAGCAAAGAAGAAAGAUCCACCUCCACUGCCCCAAGGUAAAAUUGGAGGUAACCUGAACAACAACAAUAGCAGCAGUAUCUCUUACCCUGCUGGUGAAGGGUUUGGAAAAGUAGAGAAGCAUGCUGAGAUUUAUAGUAAAGUGUCUAAGCAUAAGCCCCCAUACACAGCAUGGCACGCUUCCAUGCGACCUCCAGACAUCAUCUAUGACAACUUGGGUGAUAUCUGAUUUGAUUCUACAUGCCUUUUCCAGCAGCCAGAAUGCACUCUUUAGUGUUGUCUUUAGAAACCUAUUUCUAGAGUUUCUAAAUGAUCACACACUUUCUGGGGUCUUCUUCUGGGGCCACUGUAAUAUCUGGGAUUACUACAGUAACUGGAAAUCCAGAAAGUGUGCAGGUUAGUGUCAUAGACAACCGUCGUAGAAAAUCCACUGUGAACAAUUAUCAGUGACACAACGUUCUUUUGUUUAGGAAGGCAACGAAACUACAAAUUUUGCAGCAUUUAAAUGUGCUAUCUAGAACACGUUUCUUGUGUAUGUGGGUUACUCACAUGGUCUUAUACUAUGUCAAUUUUGCACAUAUUUGACCAGUUCCUCCUUCUUAGUGAAUCAUACUGAGUCUGUGACUUAUAUAUUAGAGGCUUGCAAAGCCCUUAAAUAACAGAAAUCAAAAUGGCCAGACAAGGGAAUCUGCUGUUGUCUUACAAUGCCAAUGCACCCUGGAUGGUCAAAGAUGAUAGACUAUAUGGACAAUCAAUGCACAUGUCUACAUUUUCUUUCUAUUGAGAUUUUAAAUGUAGCAAUUUACUAAUCAUCUGAUGUGUGUGUGUGUGUGUGUGUGUGGGAGUAAGUCAAAAACAGCUGUGCUGUUGAUAUGUGAUAAUAAAAGAUUUUUCAGAA
Messenger RNA from Hemibagrus wyckioides, 2668 nucleotides. RefSeq names its product docking protein 1b (gene dok1b). Lineage: Eukaryota; Metazoa; Chordata; Actinopteri; Siluriformes; Bagridae. Bases 278 to 1999 code for a protein of 573 amino acids. Gene Ontology annotation, cellular component: cytoplasm. The transcript is spliced from 5 exons. Gene Ontology annotation, biological process: positive regulation of MAPK cascade; cell surface receptor protein tyrosine kinase signaling pathway. The record is from RefSeq and is a predicted model, not a curated record.